Xiphias gladius (swordfish) is the source of this 2261-nucleotide messenger RNA. RefSeq names its product tripartite motif-containing protein 16-like. Gene Ontology annotation, molecular function: zinc ion binding; protein binding. The record is from RefSeq and is a predicted model, not a curated record. NCBI's taxonomy places the organism in Eukaryota, Metazoa, Chordata, Actinopteri, Istiophoriformes, Xiphiidae. The transcript is spliced from 8 exons. The coding region runs from base 307 to 1611 and encodes 434 amino acids.
CAAUCUUUGUCAUUUCAAUACGGCAAGGAAACCCCUACCACCCCCUGCAGCCUCGGAGUCGUUCAUGCCACACAAGCAGGAGAUCUUAAAGAAACACUGAGCACUUUGGAUUUAGACAGAUACAGCAGCUUAGAGAAAUCUCGUCGCUCUACCAGUCGUAGCCAGUCCAGGGAUCAGGCUAAGUACGGGGAAGUCCUGUGUGACUUCUGCACAGCAAGGAAGCAGAAGGCUGAGAAGUCCUGCUUGGUGUGCCUGGCAUCCUACUGCGAGACUCAUCUCCAGUCUCACUAUGACUAUCCUGCCCUGAUGAAGCAUAAACUGGUCAAAGCUACAGGUCAGAUGAGAGAGAAGAUCUGUGCACAGCAUGACAAGCUGCUGGAGGCUUUUUGUCGUACUGAUCAGACAUCAGUUUGUGUUCUGUGCAUGAUGGAUGAACACAAACACCACAACAUUGUCCCGGCUGGAACUGAGAGGACUGAGAAACAAAAACAACUUGGUGCCAUGCUGCACAAAUCUCAACAGAGGAUUGACCAGAGAAUUAAAAAGUGGCAGGAUCUCCGACAUGCUGUGGAAUCAGUUAAACACUCUGCUCAAACCGUCCUGGAGGAGAACGAGCGGAUCUUCACUGAGCUUCUGCUUUCCAUAGAGAGGAAGUACAAUGAAGUAAAGGAGAUGAUCCGCUCCCACGAGAGGACCACUGUGACUCGGGCCGAGAUACUGCUAGACCGCUUGGAGGAGGAGGUCACUCUGCUGAGGAAAAGACACACUGACCUGGAGAAGCUUUCACACACUGAUGAUCACAUACACUUUCUACAGAGCUGGCAGUCUCUUUCAGGACCCUCAGGAUAUGAAGACCUCAACAACAUCAGUGUUGCUCCCUAUUACUCCUUUGAUGCUACCAAGAGAGCCAUUGCUGCACUGAAAUUACAAGUAGAAGAAGUCAGCAAGACAGAAAUGAACAAAAUCUCGGGAGCAGUGAAGGAAGUCUACGUCACACAAGAAGGUGGGACAAAGACAAGAAGAGAAUCAGUUUUGAAGGAAGAACUGGUGACAAGAGAAGAACCAAAGACAAGAGAAGAUUUCAUGAAAUACUCUUGCCAGUUGAUUCUGGAUGUCAACAGCGUCCACCCCAACCUUCACCUCUCCGAGGGUAACCGAACAGCUACGAUGAAGAGCGAGCCUAAGAACUACCCUGACCACCCAGACCGAUUCGACCACUGGCAGCAGGUGCUGUGCAAAGAGAGCGUGACUGGCACUCGCUGUUACUGGGAGGUGGACUGGAGGGGAACAGAGAUAGACGUGGCCGUUACCUACAGGGGAAUCCGCCGUAAAGGAAAUGGGAAUGACUGCAGCCUGGGCUGGAACGACAAGUCCUGGAGUCUGUACUGCUCUGACUCCAAAUUCUCAUUUGUGCACAAUAAUAAGAGCAAAGACAUUCCAGCUCCAGUGUCAUCUCGUAUUGGCGUCUACCUGGAUCUUGCAGUGGGAACGCUUGCAUUUUACAGUGUCUCUGAUGGCAUGCAGCUUCUGCACAGAGUUCAGACUACAUUUACAGAGCCCCUCUACCCUGCAUUCAGUGUGUGGGGCUUUGGUACCAGUAUAAGGCUGUAGAGGAGUUAAAGCUAUAGCGCUACUAAUUUGCGUUCAGAGUACACAAUAUUCCCAAUAUUGCUGUGUAAUUUGAAACAGGGUGUUUUUAUUAGUUCUUGUUAGUUUCCCCUUUGCUAAAAAUAUUUUUUUUUCCUCAUACAUGAACUAUUGUAUGAGUGUUCAGCCCAAAUUGAUAUGUUUUUAUUCUGUUGACCACUGCUUGUUGUUUUGAGGCAAUUUAGUCUGAAGAGAUUAAAACAGAAUGUAUCAGUUGUAAGUAGGAAACAUAUGCAAUAACUGAUUAUCAUGUUAUUUUCUUUAUGUUGCACAUCUUUUUCUCUAUUAUGUUAAAGCAUGUUAUAUUUACAUUAUUGGUAUGUUAGAUGCUUUCUGUGAAAUUAAAUCACAGUUUCUACAACCCCCACGUUGUUACAGAUUUUUUUUUGUUUUGGCACUUUAAAUAUGGAUUAGCACAAGACAGCUAUCUCUGAUCCUGCUGAAAACAUGUCAUGUGGACAGUGGCUCAGCAUUACUGCAGCUGGAGUGGCUGUCGUUGUUCACACUGAUGUCAGUCUGUUAGCCACCUUACCUCCAUUAAUACAUUAAAUCUUGGAAUACCCCUCCCAAUUGCAUAUUAUAACACCAUAUCAUGUUAGGGGAAUAGUGAAACU